Messenger RNA from Phodopus roborovskii (desert hamster), 4309 nucleotides. RefSeq names its product DNA polymerase alpha 1, catalytic subunit (gene Pola1). Gene Ontology annotation, molecular function: purine nucleotide binding; chromatin binding; DNA-directed DNA polymerase activity. NCBI's taxonomy places the organism in Eukaryota, Metazoa, Chordata, Mammalia, Rodentia, Cricetidae. Gene Ontology annotation, biological process: leading strand elongation; mitotic DNA replication initiation; lagging strand elongation. Gene Ontology annotation, cellular component: alpha DNA polymerase:primase complex. The coding region runs from base 191 to 4282 and encodes 1363 amino acids. The record is from RefSeq and is a predicted model, not a curated record. The transcript is spliced from 34 exons.
AUCACUGGGCGCCAAAAGCACUCCCGCGGGAAGGCCAGGGGCGGGGCGCGGUACGGCGCUGCACGUCAGUGGCCUUCCGGGCGGAAGUCCACAGCCUUCCAAGCCGCUGAUUGGCUUUGGUACUGGCGCCUAUCUCGGCCCCCGCGCCACUUUCGGGCUGGUUGGCGCGGAAUCGGGAGUCUAUCUGACCAUGGCGCCAGUCCACGGCGACGACACCCAACUAGGCACAAGCGCUGUGUCAGAUUCAGGGAGUUUUGUAGCUUCUCGAGCUCGUCGAGAAAAAAAAUCAAAGAAAGGACGCCAAGAAGCUUUAGAGAGACUGAAAAAGACUAAAGCUGGUGAGAAGUAUAAAUAUGAAGUUGAGGACCUCACAAGUGUUUAUGAAGAAGUUGAUGAAGAGCAAUAUUCUAAACUGGUUCAGGCACGUCAGGAUGAUGACUGGAUCGUGGAUGAUGAUGGUACAGGCUAUGUGGAAGAUGGUCGAGAGAUUUUUGAUGAUGACCUUGAAGAUGAUGCACUUGACACCUCUGGCAAAGGAAGUGAUGGCAAAGCACACAGAAAGGACAGGAAGGAUGUAAAGAAACCUUCAGUGACAAAACCAAACAAUAUCAAGGCAAUGUUCAUUGCUAGUGCUGGGAAGAAAACUGCAGAUAAAGCAGUAGACUUAUCCAAGGAUGAUCUGCUAGGUGACAUUCUACAGGAUCUGAACACCGAGAUACCUCAAGUAGCUCCACCACCUGUAUUGAUACCAAAGAAAAAAAGAUCAACUGGUGCUUUGCUCAAUCCUUUUUCAGUGCAUUCCCCUAAGGCAAUGCCUUCAGGAGAACCUGCUUCCCCUGUCCUCAGGAAGGAGCCUCUGUUAACUCCCAUUCCCCUUAAACGUGCUGAAUUUGCUGGAGAGCUGGCCCAGCCAGAGUGUCCAGAUGAUGAGCAGGAGUCGGGGAUAAUGGAGUUUGAAGAUGGUGACUUUGAUGAGCCCAUGGAAUCUGAGGAGAUAGAUGGAGAGCCUGUGACUUCCAAAACAUGGGACCAAGAGAGUGAGCCAGUAGAGAGGGUGAAACAUGAGGCAGAUCCUGAGAAAGGGACCACGUCUUUCUUAGAAAGUUUUCUCCCAGAUGUCUCUUGUUGGGACAUGGAUCAGGAGGAUGAAAGCAGUUUCUUAGCUCAGGAAGUUCAAGUGGAUUCCAGUCACCUACCGUUGGUAAAAGGAGCAGAUGAUGAACAAGUGUUUCAGUUUUAUUGGCUGGAUGCUUAUGAAGAUCCAUACAGUCAACCAGGUGUGGUUUUUCUGUUUGGCAAAGUAUGGAUUGAAUCAGCCCAAACCCACGUGAGCUGUUGUGUUAUGGUGAAAAACAUCGAGCGAACACUUUACUUCCUUCCCCGUGAAAUGAAAAUUGACCUAAACACAGGGAAAGAAACAACAACUCCAGUUACAAUGAAGGAUGUUUAUGAAGAAUUUGACUCAAAAAUUGCAGCAAAAUAUAAAAUAAUGAAGUUCAAGUCCAAGACAGUGGAAAAGAACUAUGCUUUUGAGAUACCUGAUGUUCCGGAAAAAUCUGAGUACUUGGAAGUCAGAUACUCGGCGGAAAUGCCACCACUUCCACAGCAUUUAAAAGGUGAAACAUUUUCUCAUGUAUUUGGAACCAACACGUCUGGCUUGGAACUAUUCUUGAUGAACAGAAAGAUCAAAGGACCUUGUUGGCUUGAAGUAAAAAAUCCACAGCUCUUGAAGCAACCAAUCAGUUGGUGUAAAUUUGAGGCAGUGGCUUUGAAACCAGACCUGGUGAAUGUAAUUAAAGAUGUCAGUCCUCCUCCACUUGUGGUAAUGUCUUUCAGCAUGAAGACAAUGCAAAAUAUAAAAAACCACCAGCAUGAGAUUAUUGCUAUCGCAGCUCUGGUCCAUCAUGGCUUUGCAUUAGAUAAAGCACCUCCAAAGCCUCCCUUUCAAACACAUUUUUGUGUUGUGUCUAAACCAAAGGACUGUAUUUUCCCAUGUGCUUUCAAAGAAGUCAUUAAGAGAAAGAAUAUGAAGGUUGAGGUUGCUGCAACAGAAAGAACUUUGCUAGGAUUUUUCCUUGCAAAAGUUCACAAAAUUGACCCUGAUAUUCUUGUGGGUCAUAAUAUUUGUGGUUUUGAACUGGAAGUGCUACUGCAAAGAAUUAAUGUGUGCAAAGUUCCUUACUGGUCCAAGAUAGGUCGACUGAGGCGAUCCAACAUGCCGAAACUUGGGAGCCGGAGUGGAUUUGGUGAAAGAAAUGCAACCUGUGGCCGAAUGAUAUGUGAUGUGGAAAUUUCAGCAAAAGAAUUAAUUCACUGUAAAAGCUACCAUUUGUCUGAACUUGUUCAACAGAUUCUGAAAACUGAGAGGAUUGUAAUUCCAGCAGAAAAUAUACGAAAUAUGUAUAGUGAAUCUUCUCAUCUGUUGUACCUGUUGGAACAAAUCUGGAAAGAUGCCAGAUUCAUUUUGCAGAUCAUGUGUGAGCUAAAUGUUCUUCCAUUAGCAUUGCAGAUCACUAACAUCGCUGGGAACAUUAUGUCCAGGACACUGAUGGGUGGACGUUCAGAACGAAACGAGUUCUUGCUACUUCAUGCAUUUUAUGAAAACAACUAUAUUGUGCCUGACAAGCAGAUUUUCAGAAAAUCUCAGCAAAAACUGGGAGAUGAAGAUGAGGAAGUUGAUGGAGAUACCAGUAAAUACAAGAAAGGACGUAAGAAAGCAGCUUAUGCUGGAGGCUUGGUUUUGGACCCCAAAGUUGGUUUUUAUGACAAGUUCAUUUUGCUCCUGGAUUUCAACAGCUUAUAUCCUUCCAUCAUUCAGGAAUUUAACAUUUGUUUUACAACAGUACAAAGAGUUGCUUCAGAGGUGCAGAAAGCUGAGGAUGAGGAACAGGAACAGAUCCCUGAGUUGCCAGAUCCAAACUUAGAUAUGGGCAUUUUGCCCAGAGAGAUCCGGAAACUGGUAGAGCGGAGAAAACAAGUCAAACAGCUAAUGAAACAGCAAGAUUUAAAUCCGGACCUUGUUCUUCAGUAUGACAUCCGACAGAAGGCUUUGAAGCUCACUGCAAACAGUAUGUACGGUUGCCUGGGAUUUUCCUACAGCAGAUUUUAUGCCAAACCCCUGGCUGCCUUGGUGACAUACAAAGGAAGGGAGAUUUUGAUGCAUACAAAAGAGAUGGUACAGAAGAUGAAUCUUGAAGUUAUUUAUGGAGAUACAGAUUCAAUUAUGAUAAAUACCAAUAGCACCAAUUUGGAAGAAGUGUUUAAAUUGGGAAAUAAGGUAAAAAAUGAAGUGAAUAAAUUAUACAAACUGCUUGAAAUAGACAUUGAUGGUGUUUUCAAGUCUCUGCUACUGCUGAAGAAAAAGAAAUAUGCUGCUCUGGUUGUUGAACCAACAUCAGAUGGGAAUUACAUUACCAAACAGGAGCUAAAGGGAUUAGAUAUAGUUAGAAGAGACUGGUGUGAUCUUGCCAAGGACACUGGAAACUUUGUCAUUGGCCAGAUUCUUUCGGAUCAAAGCCGGGACACCAUUGUGGAAAACAUUCAGAAGAGGUUAAUAGAAAUUGGAGAAAAUGUGCUAAAUGGCAGUGUCCCAGUGAGCCAGUUUGAAAUUAACAAGGCAUUGACAAAGGAUCCGCAGGAUUACCCUGAUAAAAAAAGCCUACCUCAUGUACACGUUGCCCUCUGGAUAAAUUCUCAAGGAGGCCGGAAGGUGAAAGCUGGAGAUACGGUAUCCUAUGUCAUCUGUCAGGAUGGGUCAAACCUCACUGCAACUCAGAGGGCCUAUGCACCUGAGCAGCUGCAGAAACAGGACAAUUUAACCAUCGACACCCAAUACUACUUGGCCCAGCAGAUCCACCCUGUUGUGGCCCGGAUCUGUGAGCCAAUCGAUGGAAUUGAUGCUGUACUCAUUGCAUUGUGGCUAGGACUUGACUCCACUCAGUUUAGAGUUCAUCAGUAUCAUAAAGAUGAAGAGACUGAUGCUCUUCUUGGUGGUCCAGCACAGCUGACUGAUGAAGAGAAAUACAAGGAUUGUGAAAAAUUCAAAUGCCUUUGUUCUACAUGUGGAACUGAAAAUAUUUAUGAUAAUGUCUUUGAAGGCUCGGGAAUUGAUUUGGAGCCCAGCUUGUAUCGGUGCAGUAAUGUUGAUUGUAAGGCUUCACCACUCAACUUUAUGGUACAGCUGAGCAACAAAUUGACCAUGGAUAUUAGACAUUGCAUCAAAAAGUACUAUGAUGUAAGUAUCUGUAAUGGGACUUUACACAUUCAAUUUACUGAAGUAUAAUAAUUGUUUUAUAGUAUUUGAUGCAAG